Molecule: messenger RNA, 3035 nt
Organism: Anastrepha obliqua
Lineage: Eukaryota; Metazoa; Arthropoda; Insecta; Diptera; Tephritidae
Product: putative cysteine proteinase CG12163
Exons: 7
Coding region: 242-2599 (785 amino acids)
Cellular component (GO): lysosome
Molecular function (GO): cysteine-type endopeptidase activity; cysteine-type endopeptidase inhibitor activity
Source: RefSeq, a predicted model, not a curated record
UCAUCAGUCUUGUCGUGAAUUUCUCAAUGUGUGGUUUAUUUGUAUGAAAUUUGUUCCAAUUGGUGCUAUUUAAGUAAAUUUGUGAAAAAAAUAUUAACGCGCAUUUAACGAAAAAGUGGUCGCAAACACUAUAAAAAGAAUUGGGUUUAAGUAAUUAAACUAUAUUAUAUUAAACAAGUGACUGACGCGAAUUGGCACAUUUCAUCUGCGCCACAAAUCGGAAACAGCAAACAACAAGAAAAUGCGUCUCGCCGUCGGUGCAACAGCAAUAAUUGUUGCGCUGUCGCUCUUGUCUGUUGUAGCUGGACAGGAUGCCGAUGCCGCAGAGGAGAUACAACCGCAACCAGUAUCGGAGGAGCCCGUGAAGUUUGUACAUGUACUAAAUCCCGGGGAGCGGGAGUACCUCUCGCCCAACUUGAUUGGUGUGCAAAAUAUCGCCAUGACGUUCCUGCCACUCUCGAUUAACUUCGUCAACAUAAUUGAUGCGUUUCGCGAAAUAGUCGAUGGCGUGCGCUAUGAGAUACUUUUAAAUGCCAUUGAUACGAAGGCAAAAGAUGCCGAUGUGAUAUGUCGCCUGGUGAUUAUUGAAAAGCCUUGGUUGCGUACCGAAUGGGGUGAUAAGGUGCGCGAGUUGCGUACUUCCAAUUGCACGAGCGAGGAAGACAAUCUAACCGAUCCGGCGAUGCGCAGCAAAGCUUUAAACGAUAAGUACACUACAAAUGCGCUCUUCAAUGGCGGUACACGAAAUGAGCUAACCGAUGAUGAAAUGUCCAAAUUAGAAUCACAAAUUCUACCGAUGCCAUUCUCUACGAAUGGGCAGAAACGGCGUGAUACACCGACGAGGCCCACUUCUACUUCAACAACGACCACAACGACAACCGCAAGAACCACUGCAGCGACAACAACGACAGAGCAAUUUAAUGAUGAAGCGACGGAUCGAAAUGAGGAUGCGACGUCAGCGCCAGCGGCGGUUGGUGUGAAUGAUGAAGAUGCAGAGUCCACGUCACCAUUGCCAGUACUCACACAAGACGAGUUGAAGUGGUUGGAUGAUUUUCUAUCGGUGGGUGCAGUUAGCUUUGAGCAUACACAACGUGAAAGACAGGAAGCAGUGGAGCAGACAGUGAGCGGCAAUAAUGAUAAUGAUGCUGCUGGUGAGAGUGCUGCGAAUAAUUAUGUGCAGCAACAGCAAGAGCAACAACAGCAGCAGCAGCUGGCGACGGAACAGACGCCGGAGGAGGGAGAUGGAGAGGUGGCAACAGCUGAUACGUCGGCGCCAGAUCAGAUCCAUGCUCGUGCCAAGCGUAGUUACAAUGUACCUGGUGGUGUUAGCAAGUUGGAGAACAAGGAUGCUGAGCAACGUCUACAGGCUUCACUCGAUAAAUUAGCUGCCGGGGAUGAUGGCCCCAAUUACAGGAUUUCGAAAAUUUAUUCCGCCACCACACAAAUCGUUUCGGGCACUUUGACCAAAAUUGAUGCUGAACUCAUUGAUGAGAACGAUGUCGCAAUACGUUGUAAUAUCAAAAUCUUCGCAAAGCCAUGGCUGCCCAAUGGCAUUGAGGUGACUUUUAAGUGCCCCAAUAAGGAGUUGGUGAAACGUCGCCAUAGUCGUUCUGUCGAGCAUUUGGAGAAGAAGACACACAAGAAACGCAAUCAUCAUAGCUUGGACAAAACCGAACAUUUGUUCAGCAAAUUCCAAAUUAAGUACAAUCGUCGCUAUCACACCGCAAUGGAGCGUCAAAUGCGCUUGAGAAUUUUCAAACAAAAUUUGCAAACUAUACACGAUUUGAAUAGCAAAGAGAUGGGUAGCGCCAAGUACGGCAUUACAGAAUUUGCUGACUUGACUAGCACCGAAUACAAACAACGUACCGGCCUGUGGCAACGCUCCGAGGAUAAGCCAAGCAAGAAUGCACCAGCUGUGAUUCCCGAUGUGGAGUUGCCGAAGGAAUUCGAUUGGCGAGAGAAGGGUGUUAUUUCGAAAGUGAAGAAUCAAGGUAUGUGCGGUUCGUGCUGGGCCUUCAGUGUGACGGGUAAUGUGGAGGGAUUGCAUGCGGUGAAGACGGGCAAAUUGGAGGAAUACUCUGAGCAAGAAUUGCUUGAUUGCGACACUACUGAUUCGGCCUGCAAUGGUGGUUUGAUGGACAAUGCUUACGAAGCGAUACAACAUAUUGGUGGCUUGGAGUUGGAAUCCGAUUAUCCAUAUGAAGGACACAAAGACCAGUGCCAAUUCAAAAAGUCACUGGUGCAUGUCAAAGUCAAGGGUGGCGUUGAUUUGCCCAAGAAUGAGACGGCCAUUGCACAGUGGUUGAUUACCAAUGGACCUAUUUCGAUUGGUAUUAAUGCCAAUGCUAUGCAAUUCUAUCGUGGCGGCGUUUCUCAUCCAUGGAAAGCGUUGUGUUCCAAAAAGAAUCUCGAUCAUGGCGUUUUAAUUGUAGGCUAUGGCGUCUCCGACUAUCCGAUGUUCAAGAAGACACUGCCCUAUUGGAUUGUAAAGAACUCUUGGGGACCCAAGUGGGGCGAGCAAGGUUACUAUCGCGUCUACCGUGGUGAUAAUACCUGCGGUGUAAGCGAAAUGGCCUCUUCGGCAGUGCUUGAGGAUUAGUCGAUCGAUUGAAAUGAAAAAAUUACAAGCAGUUCAUAUAACCAAUUUCACCUAAUAAGUGAAUAAACAUAAUAAAACAUACAAUAAUUAGUUUUUAGCAAACUCCCUCACACAUUAACCAUAAGAUUAAUACGAAAAAAAAUUUAUAUAUAUAAUAUUAAACAUAAUUCACAAAAGUCAACGUUAAAGUCAUCUUGAAACGAGUGAAAGCGCGUAAUAAGGAAUUAGGCGACAGAAAUACUCAUGACCACCCAGGUGAAAAUGAUAAAAGAAUAUUUUAUCACUCAUCGCCACUAACAUUUAAAAUCUUUGUAACGAUCUUUUAUGUUUAUACAUUUUGUAAUGUAUUCGUUAAAUUAUUAUAUACAUACAUCCAUAUAUUAUGUGAAAUUAUAAAUAUCAAUAAAUAAACGUUCUUGUAGAAGUUCAUAAAAAA